Molecule: messenger RNA, 1978 nt
Organism: Pocillopora verrucosa
Lineage: Eukaryota; Metazoa; Cnidaria; Anthozoa; Scleractinia; Pocilloporidae
Source: RefSeq, a predicted model, not a curated record
UCUUGUUUCACGCUGAAAAUUGGUCCAGUUUCCCAAUGUGUCACCAUUCAGAUGCUUUAGUUCACGUGCGUCGAUCUUUGUGCUCACGUGAUCUGUUAAUUCUCUGCGCAUAAAAAUGCAUGGAAGCUCUUUACGAUCAAGCGUUCUUCGCUUAAGCUUAACGACAUCUUUACUCUAGAGGCGUUAAUUGAAAAUUUCUUUGGCUUCUUCAUGGUGAACAAGAAACGAGUAACAUUCGCCGAUAUAUUAGGAUUCUCACUGGUGUCUGUGGUCGAAAUUUAUCCUGAAAACUGGUUUCCUGACAGAAUAUCUGAAAAGCACAGAUCUCAAGCUAAAAGUGACCGUAAUUAUCGACGAAGCCAACUGAAAUGCUUGUUUGACCAACCAGUGAACACUGAGGACUUCCAAAGAAGAGUGAAGCGAGAGCAUGUUUGUCUAGAAAAUGUAGUCUGUGACAAAAAUGUUAUCCGAGGAUUUGUACGUGUGUUGAACGUCGCUUACGCGAAAGAGGUUUUUGUACGUUACACGAUGGACGGAUGGAAAACCUUCAGAGAACAGAGCGCCUACUAUUUGUCGACCUCAAAAGACGUAACUACCGAUACAUUCUUUUUUGGCGUAUCUCUGCCCUCAGACUGGCAAGAUGCAAGCACAGUGGAGUUCGCCGUUUGCUACCGUGUUAGCGGACAGGAGUACUGGGACAAUAAUUAUAAGAGAAAUUACUCUAUACGGCUUGGGUUCAAAUAAGGACACGGUGACCUUACAUGAAAUCAAUAGCAGGGUUAAAAGGUUACCUUCUGAAUUCUAAUACCAUGUGUUUAUUAAUAGGAAAAAAAGAAGAAGAAAAACGCGCAUUUCGAUAUUUCCUCAUGUUGCGUGAAUAGCGUGACAGUGUAGAAGUGCACAGUCAUUUGCAUGUGUCCAUGUAUUCGUGCGGGUUUUCGUUUUGAUGAAUUCAUACCUUCAAUGUAUUGGGAAACUAUAUCUGAAAGAAAAAAAACAGUAAAAAGAAAGAAAUGAACAAAAAAAAAUAACAGAAAUAUACAAGAAGUGAUAUAAUUCGACAAUUGUUCACAUCGCGUGACGUGCUGUAUUCGAUGGCGUGACAGCGUCUAGGGGGUUUGUAUGCGACAAAUAUCACAAUUUUGGUUAUAUCUGCACAAGGUCUGAGGCUUAGUUUGCUCAAUUUUACAAAAUUUUAAAAAUGAGAUACGGUCUUGAAGCCACUGAAUAUUGUGAUCAUCCAGUCUGCUUUAUGGACCAAAGCCUGUAAGCCGACCUAAUCGCUACGCUAAUAGGGUCGAAAAGGAAAAUCGUCGAAGUGUCAUUGGUUUUACUGUUGUCUCUUAUUAGCCAAUUUCAGAGUAUUGCAAAACAGUGUAAGUGCGUAUCCUGCCUUGCUUAUAAAACUCAUUCUAAAAUCAUUCCUAACACAAAAUAUCCCGGUAUUAAAAGAAUGAUUUACCCGUGGGAGGGGAAGGGUCUGUGGGAAAAUGAUCGAAGAGGUUUCCUCCCUUGAUAGGGAUCUCGACGACUUUCACGCCCUGUCAUAGGGUCGGGAAUUUGACUUGCCGCCAUCUUGGAUGACCGCGUGAAACUUGAAAGUCACCUAAAGUCACCAUGUAAGGGUGGGGAAAUUAACUUUUAAAACCGGGAAAUGUAAAAUUCCCCCAGGGUCACCCGUCCCCCCUCCCCGUUCCCUCCAUCCUGGAGAAAACUAAUGAUAGAUGCAUUAGUUAGGAACGUACCAUCCUAUUUCGAAGGGGGUUGAAUCCUUUUUGUGCUUAGUAUACCUUAUAUCCUGUACAAGAACUCUUCCAAGCCUUCCCAUUUACCGAUUUUCUUUACUCAAUAAAUGUCAAAACAUUUUAACUGUCGCAGAAAAAGUUCCAACUUAUGGCUCUCCCUUUGUAUCCUAAUAUCUAAGCACAUUCAACUAUACAGAGGAAAUUACUACGACGAAGAACGGGGAAAGGCGGGA